Penicillium odoratum is the source of this 1467-nucleotide messenger RNA. Its product is annotated as WD repeat protein. Gene Ontology annotation, cellular component: Cul4A-RING E3 ubiquitin ligase complex; nucleotide-excision repair complex. NCBI's taxonomy places the organism in Eukaryota, Fungi, Ascomycota, Eurotiomycetes, Eurotiales, Aspergillaceae. Gene Ontology annotation, biological process: protein polyubiquitination; transcription-coupled nucleotide-excision repair; proteasome-mediated ubiquitin-dependent protein catabolic process. The record is from RefSeq and is a predicted model, not a curated record. The coding region runs from base 1 to 1467 and encodes 488 amino acids. Gene Ontology annotation, molecular function: protein binding. The transcript is spliced from 2 exons.
AUGAAUUCCUUUCUUCUCAACAGAGCCCUCGGGUCUGUAAGCUCCAACACCUUUUAUGUCGCUCAAACAACUCGGCUAGUACACAAUCUCGAGCCUGCACCAGGGAUUCGGUUCUCCAGUCGCAGAGCCUCACGGAGAAGCGAGUCUCGAGGUGAUGCCACGCCGUUGAAUGAGGAACACGACUCUACGGAAGAUGAAACUGCCCACAAUGCUGGCGUGAAUUGCCUAGCAAUUGAUCAAUUUGACGGUCGAUAUAUGAUAUCCGGAGGUGCAGAUCCAACCAUUCACCUCUGGGACCUCGAGAGCAGAGGCUCAGAACACGAGCACGUCCAUCGGGCUGUUGCAUCGGUCAGCAAGUCGUCGCAUCCAGAUGCCCAUAGCCACGCCAUCACGUCCCUGUCCAUAUACCCCUUCGAUCCGGAGCCAUCCACCAUCUUCUCGACUGCCUACGAUGGUACAUUGAAGCUUUCAGCGCUCCAGUCACCAGUGAUAACCCCUGUCCAUACUUUCAAGCUCGAUUGCACACCAUACGCUCAUUCAUUCUCUUCUCAGCCUGGAUCUACUCUCCUCGUUGCGGUCGCCACGUCCGAUCAAGCUGUGCGCCUGGUAGACUUGCGAUCUGGCCUCGCGGCACACGGUCUGCCCGGACACAAUGCCGCGGUGCUUUCGGUGGACUGGGCUCCACAUCGACCACAUCUUCUGGCCUCGGGAUCCGUGGAUAGCCGGGUGAUCAUCUUCGACGUGCGCCGCGGCGGCCACAACUCUGCCAUUGCGACUUUAGACAUGGAUGACCCAGUAGGGUUGGCACCCCCAGGCUCGGACCCUGCAACGUUCUCCCAGGCCCGGCCAGCAUUUUCUCGGCAUGCCCGCGCUCACAAUGGUGCUGUCACUGGAGUACGGUGGACGUCUAAUGGUUCCCAACUUGUUACUGUAGGCCAGGAUUCUCGAAUUCGAGUAUGGGAUACCGCCAGUGGCGCAAAUACACUGGUUCAUUUUGGACCUCGCGUUAGGAACUCCACCUCCUCUUAUCUGGCAGAGCGGGCUCCACUUGUGAUACCCAAGGGAUUCAUGGCACCGGGACACGAAACCCUUUUAUGGCCCAACUUUCAUGAGCAGGAUGACCGCGGUGAGAUCUUCAUGUUUGAGCUCCGUGAGGGAACAUGUGUCAAGCGCCUCCGAGUCCCUGGUCUUGCGACUGGUGCUCAGGCUCGAGGGAGGUCGAGUGCACUCAGUGCUGCACGUAUCAAUGAUCUCGUCUGGCGCGGGAAUGGUGGUUCAGGCGAAGGGUUGGAAUUGUUCUCAGCUCAUGGGGACGGGACCAUCCGUACUUGGGUAUCCCGUGAACCUGAUGGUGAACCCACCGAGGAAGAGGAAGCGGCACUUGCAGCCCGUAAGAGGAAACGAGACGUACUGGAUGACAUCUACCAGGGGUUUCUUCAACCAGAAGCAUCUAGAAUUCAUACCUAG